Molecule: messenger RNA, 1681 nt
Organism: Python bivittatus (Burmese python)
Lineage: Eukaryota; Metazoa; Chordata; Lepidosauria; Squamata; Pythonidae
Source: RefSeq, a predicted model, not a curated record
CAUUGCCGUUGUAACUGGUCACUAAACGAGGCAGUCGCUAAACAAGGACUACCUGUAAUAAAGAUAAAAGCUUAAAACAGACCUAAUUAAGCUAAGAGGUUUGCUACUACAAGAUAGACAACAGCGACUCACAUCCUCCUCACCUUGCAGUUAGAUUACUGAAGUGUACUUCACAUCCAGCUACCCUCGAAAAUAACUCGGAAGCUACAAUGGAUGCAGGAUUCAGCAGCCAAACUGCUGACGAGAAGUAGGCUCAGCAGCGUUCCAUCUGCCGUGAGGCCGCUGCACCGGUUCCCAAGAGGCUUCCACACCAAACUCAAACUCUCUAUUUGCAGGAUCACCUCUCCAGACCAGAACUUGUCCCCCUGCGAGCUCCUUACAAGAUGCAUAAUGCACAACCAUGAAGAACAAAAGAAAAAAGAACCAGAAAGAAAAAGAGAUGUAUAUACUGUGCAAAACUGAACAAGAAAUUUCAAAAUAACAUUAAAUCACUACAUAUAAAGUAAUCGUAACGGUUUUUGGAAUUGAAUCCGUCGCUGAUGUUCAACAAAAGUAGACAACAGAGUAAGAAUCAUCUAUCAGAAUCAACAAGUAUUUAAAAUUUCUAUCAAAUUUAGGAGAUCCAUCCAGACAAGAUCUACAUUUUAAAACCUAAAUGUUGGAGGUUUGGCCACGCCUUUUCAGACACUUCCGGCUGUGCCAUAAAUUGGUGGGUGAAACCCACAGAAGUUCCAGUUGAAGCUGUAAGAACGGAAAGCCAUGGGUGACUCACAGAGAGAGGAGCAGCCGGCUCAGUCUGAUGGAAAUGAGGUCUGGGCCCAGGGAGCCAUCUUCAAGUCGCGACUCUGGGAUGUAAACCAGAAAUCCAUCUACCUUCAGAAUAAUGAACUAAUAGCUGGAUACUUGCAAGCCCCCAACUCUGCACUGGAAGAGAAGAUUUACUGGGUUCGCAACCAUGCCUUUGGCCAAGAGAACUUCCCCGUCAUCCUGAGCAUUCGGGGUGGGAAGAAUUGCUUGGCCUGCUCUCCCGGGGCCUGGCCUGAGCUGCAGCUGGAGAGUGUCAACAUCAUGGACCUGUACAAAGAUAGAGAGGCAUCCACCCGCUUUACUUUCUUCCUAACUAAUAAAGAUGGAAUAUGGAGAUUUGAGUCAGCUGCCCAUCCAGGCUGGUACCUCUGCACUUCUUCCAAAGCCAAUGAGCCCAUUGGCCUGAUAAAGGAUCCAGGAUCAUCUCAUCUGGUGGACUUCUAUUUUCAGCCUGAAUCUUAGCUGGCCUCUCCACCUCCCUUCGCAGUACAAAGCCCACUCCUUAACUGCAGGAUCUCGCAGCUGCUCCCUUCUCUGUAAACAGAUGCACAUACUUUUGAGGAGGAUUUCUGGAGUGGAUCGUUUCUCAGGAUGACAAAGCAGCAAGGGAGGGAAAGAGAUGCAGUGUCUCUAGAGUAACAGGGAUAUUCAUAGCUCACUUUCUGGAUUCAGCUAACGGCCACAGAGUCAUCUGCAGACCCCUAAAGCUAUGGAAUCCAAAAGCUGCCAGCCAGUUUCUAAGUUCUGAUUUCCCAGAAAGAGAAAUAAUUAAGCACAUUUAAAGUAACUGUAUUUACUGCAUUUAAUUCUUUCAAAAUAUGCAUUAAAUUAAAAACUCAUUUUUGUCUUAGCCCCACAUACUUUUUGGAGUCUG